AUAGCAUUGUUUGGUACCACAACAUUUGUUUAAAUGCUCAGGAAGUGGAAACUACAACAACAACCCUUUAUAAUUACAUGUCGCCCAAAAUGCUUUACACAGAUACAAAUAAAAUGAAUGCACAGAUUUACAUAAAAAUAUGGAUUACGAAGAAUCCAAUAUAAAUGGUAAAUGGUUGGCAUUUAUAUAGCGCCUUUAUCCAAAGAGCUGUACAAUUGAUGCUUCUCAUUCACCCAUUCAUACACACACACACACACCAACGGCGAUUGGCUGCCAUGCAAGGCCCCGACCAGCUCGUCAGGAGCAUUUGGGGGUUAGGUGUCUUGCUCAGGGACACUUCGACACAGCCAGGGCGGGCGAUCGAACCAGCAACCCUCCGACUGCCGCUCUUACUGCCUGAGCCAUGUCGCCCCCUAAUGAAAUGUAAUGUAGGAUAAUGCCUAAUAAUAUAAUGUCAUACCAAACAAAUGUGUUCCGGAAAGGGAAGGGUUUUUCCGACAUCUUAAGAACAUUGUUAAAAUGUUGACCUUUUGCAGUGUUGAACAUAAGGACAAGUUCCAGUCACUGAAUGGAACUUUUAAAAUGACUCAUGAUUUGUACGUGUAUUUGGGUUGACGAUUUAAUGGUAGCAGCUUUGCAGUUUAAUACAGCGAUAGUUCAUAUUAUAAUGCAUCUUAAAUUCAGAUUCAAAUUAAUAUUUGUAUUGGUCUUGGUCUCCCUACAGUAAUUUUCGUUACUUUUGACUUUUUUUUUUCAUUAUGGGAGGAACAUACCGUGUUCAUAUUUUGUCUGACAUUUGAGAUUUGAGAUUUGCUUGCUAUUUUUGCACAUAACUGUACGCGCGUUGAAAUCAUAAUUACAUCAAUCUAAUUCCGGCUAUGCAUUCUCAGACUGUUUAAAAUUCCAUUCAUUUCGUAUUUGACACUAGUUAAGGUGUGUAUGCCACAGCUGGCUUUUCCAUUCUUAGUGUCUUGUGGGAGUUUUUUGUGUUUGAACAGGCUUGAUGUGUUGCUAUAUAUAGUAGCCUAUGUAUGGUAUCAUAGUAUGACAUAGGCAUAAGUUCAAUAACUUGUUCUGGGUCUUCCCUAAAAGCUCAGUGCGCUUCCUUCUCUUGUAAAUGUAAACAAUGCCACCCACUCUCUGCGUAAGUAUGACAAUGCAGUGACUCAUUCUGAAACGGCAGCUGUAUUAUAAAAGACCUUGCAAUGGGGAAUGUAGACCUUCAUCAAAUACACGAGGCAUGAAGACCUUGCUGAUAAUAUUCCUGGCUGCUCUCGCCUUUGCGCCGUUUGACGGCAGCGAGCUGCUAAUCGUAUCGACUUACCAGUGGACGGAUGACGUGACAGGGUUUCCCGUGACGUGUGACAAGUGUCCCCCUGGGACUCACGUGGUGAAGCACUGCACGAAAGACAGGAAAACUGUGUGUGGCUUGUGCCCGGAACGACAUUACACUGCAUUCUGGAAUUAUAUGGAGCGAUGCCUAUACUGUAAUGUCUUCUGCAUGGAAGACCAGUUCGAAAAAUUACCUUGCAACACCACACAUAACAGGGUGUGCGAGUGUAAAUCUGGACAUUAUUUUAAUCAUGGUUUUUGCACGAAGCACAGAGCAUGUCCGCCCGGGCAAGGUGCAAAUAUGACUGGUACUGCGUACACCGACGUCAAGUGUGUCAAGUGUGAGGAGGGGUAUUUUUCGUCCGAGUACUCGACCAUAAAUCAAUGUCAGAAACAUUCUCAGUGCAAGGACGGAGAGAGAACGAUUCCCAGCAACGAUAAAUGGGACACAUUCUGUACGUUGUGCAAGAUUAACAGCUCUGGCCUGCCAAGCUCUCCCGAAGAUCAGGCUGUGUGCGACAGGGCAGUGAUGGACUACGUUUCCCAAUACCCUCUCCAUCAAAAGAAACACAAACGACUUGAAAACGCAGUCAGAAGGAUGGCAAAGGAGAAAGACAAAAAUGUGCCCCUAAUUGACAUGUUCCUGACCAUUCAGAAGAGUCACGGAGACAAACCAUUUGUCAAUAUAAUGAUAAAGAUCUUGAAUAAAUAUCACUUGAUUAAUUUGGAAUGUAAAGUCAAGAAAUGGUUCCUGGGCGAGGAAGAAUGUUAAUGUGGUAUUGAAUAGGUUACUUGUGUGUAGGUUUUGAACAUGGCACUGUGGUAUGCUUUGAUGAAGUAAAGCAGCCUGCCAGAGUUCCAUCAGAAAAGUAUGAAACUGUAAAAGCUUUUUAUUUUUAUGUAUUUAUUUAUUUUUUUGUAAGGUGCUGUGUCACAUUGGACAAACAACAGUCUUGAGUCAAAAUCAAUUCAGUCGGAAUGGUGGAGGCGUGGUUUGACCUAUAUUUGUAUAAGUAAAAGUUCGGUUAUUUUGUGUUUUCGCUCUUUCGCAGCAAGUAAUCCUGUUCCCAGUAUUUAGUGUGCACCACUCUGAAUGGGCCAUGUUGAUCUAUUGAAACGUGGUUGUAUGUAAAUUCUGUUUAUUGUAUAUGGACGAUUUAAAAAGGUCACUUAACUAAUUUAUUAACCUUUGUUGAAACAUUCAACUUUCUGUGAAUAUUUAUGUCACAAUGCAGGUUUUGGGGGAGAUUAGGUGCACUGCACCUGAAUAUAAUGGGAAGGCAAAUUGGUACCAUGAGAACAACACUGAAUAAACAUUUUUUUGUAAGAUAA
Molecule: messenger RNA, 2664 nt
Organism: Conger conger (European conger)
Lineage: Eukaryota; Metazoa; Chordata; Actinopteri; Anguilliformes; Congridae
Product: tumor necrosis factor receptor superfamily member 6B-like
Exons: 4
Coding region: 1241-2104 (287 amino acids)
Molecular function (GO): protein binding
Source: RefSeq, a predicted model, not a curated record